Lepus europaeus (European hare) is the source of this 4551-nucleotide messenger RNA. RefSeq names its product retrotransposon Gag like 1 (gene RTL1). Lineage: Eukaryota; Metazoa; Chordata; Mammalia; Lagomorpha; Leporidae. The record is from RefSeq and is a predicted model, not a curated record. The coding region runs from base 1 to 4551 and encodes 1516 amino acids. The transcript is spliced from 6 exons.
AUGCAGCCCCAGGCCCUUCUCUGCGCACUGCACCUGGCGGCCAGCCCGCAGGGCCCCUGGACGGCCCCCGAGCGCUUCUGCCUCACUGUCCACCCCAGCGAGCCCCAGCCCCCUCCGCCUCCGCCUGCUCGCUGCGUGCGGCCGGUCACAGCCCUCCCCACGCAGCAGCAGGGUGUGGUGCGCAGCCUCUCACAGCCCGGUUCCGUGCUGACCGUAACAGACCCACUGAGCUUCGAGGACAGCAAGCCGGCCGGCAUCGCCUCAGCCCAGCCUCACUCGGCACUGGGCCCGGGGAAGCCCAGCCCAGCCCGGGAGCCUCAGGGUCGCCGCCGCUGCCGCAGCCCGCCGAGGGGGGGCAGCAGUGUGUCGCAGGUUCUCCUCGCCAGGGUCCCAGUCGCUCACCGGGCGCAGCGCGACCUUACCAGUCUUCAGAAAACAGCACUUCCCGCCGACGACAAGAUAGAACCCUCUGAAGACUCAUUUGAGACGAUGAUGGAGCCUAAGAAUCCAUCAUCAAAACAAAUGGAGUCCUCCGAGGGCUCACCCAAGACCACCACUGCGGCAGCAGGCAGAGGAGCGCAGGAGGGGGCGGGGCCGGCCCGCGGCCCAGCCCAGGGAAGGGAGGAGCCACCCAGGGGCUCGCUGGAGAAAAUGGAAGAGCUGCCCACUGAUCUACUCCAAGACAUGGAGGAGCCAUCCAGUGGCCCACGUAAGGAAUUAGAGGAUCCACCCAAUGACCUACUCCAAGACCUGGAGGAGUCAUGCAACGGCUCACGCCAGCCGACGGGGGGUCCACGCAGCGAAGCCUCGGAGGGAGCCUGGGACAACCCGGCCGGAGCCACAGCAGGGCCGGGCGACGACACCGACGUGGAGGCAGAAGGGGCAGAAGCGAAUCCCGAGGAGGGCCAGGGCCAGGGAGAAGGCCAAGGCCAGGGAGAGGGCCACGGCCAAGUGGAAGCCAUGUCCAUGAUACAGUCCAUCAUCUCGCUGUACCUGCGCAUGCAAGACCUCAACGAGCAGCAGAGAGUGGCGGAAGAGAUCCUGGCCAGGGGCAUCGCCGCCGGCCAGCUGCCCGCCCCCCAGCGCUUCUCGGGCGACCGCAGGGAGUUCCGCGAGUUCAUCGUGCUCUGCCAGCUCAUCCUGCAGAGCUGCCCCCGGGGGUUCUGCAGCGACCGGCAGCGCGUGCAGUACGUCAUCAGCCACCUCUCCGGCCUGGCCCUGCAGUGGGCCAGGACCCUGGUGGAGCAGAGCAGCCCCCUGAUGGAGAACUUCCCGGCCUUCCUCGAAGCCAUGUCCGAGGUGUUCGAGUACCGGCAUUCGCUGCGCGUGGCGGAGGACGCCAUGUUCAACAUCAGGCAGGGCGCCCGCCCGGCCGCAGAGUACAUCACCGAGUUCCGCAGCCUGAUACCCACCCUGGGCUGGCCGGACGAGGUCCUGCAGGCCCACCUGUGCCAGGGGCUCAACGAAGACAUCCGCCACUACCUCUUCCGGGUGCCCCAGCCGGACUCGCUCGACAGCCUCAUCGUGCUGGUCCUGCAGAUAGAGGAGAAGCUGGCCGAGCGGAGGGCGGUGCUGAGGCUGCCCCCCGAGGCCCGCCCGCGGAACCUGACCUGGAUCGACUCACCUGCGCCGGAGAGGUGGAUGGUGAGCAGCUGGCUGCCCAGCGAGGUCCACCCGGCCAUCAACCGGGCCCACCUCUUCCUGCUGCUCAUGGUGCGCGUGAACCCCUACCACAGCGUGGCCGUCCAGGCCCUGGUCGACUCGGGGGCCGAGGGCAACUUCAUGGACGAGAGGUUCGCGCAGGAGCACUACGUGGAGCUGUACCAGAAGCCCUGCCCGCAGUCCAUGCAGUCCGCGGCCGCUGGCUCGCCGAUCGGCGACGAGCCCGUCUGGCUCCACACCGAGCCCCUGGUGUGCAUCCACCAGAACCACCAGGAGUCCAUCGCCUUCGACGUCCUACCUUCGCCCGACUUCUCCGUGGUGCUCGGCACCCGCUGGCUGCGAGUCCACGCCCCCGACAUCGACUGGAUCAGGGGCCGCUGCACCUUCCACUCUCCCUACUGCCUGCAGCACUGCUUCCGCCCGCCCCCGCCAUGCAUCGCCCUGGAGCGGCACAGCCUGAGCCUGCUCCCCGGACUGCCGCACCCGUACUCAGACCUGGCCGACGUGUUUAACCCGAAGGAAGCAGAUGAGGAGACUUCCGACCAGCCAAGCUCAGACGGAUCCGAUGAUCUUUCUGAAUCAGAGCCCUCUGAGCUUCAGCAGGCUGGAGACAGUGAUCACAGCGAGACCUUCUAUGAGUGUCCCUCCACCGCGCCCUGGGAGCCCGUGGGUGCGAGGAUGCAAGCGCAAGCCAGGCAGCAGGAGGAGUGCUGGGCACUGCGCGCCAUGCUCACGGACAGGCAAGACUACAUCCAGCUGAUCCCCGAGCUGUUCGACCAGCUGCACGGGGCGGCCUGGUUCACCAGGCUGGAGCUGCGGGGGAGCGUGGUGCCGGGCAGCCUGGGCGUGGCCCGCACCGAGGACACGUGGCGGGCGGCCUUCGGCUUGGAGCCGCAGGACACGAAGAGCUACCGGCCCUUCCCGCAGUCCCCGGACCCCGUCAUCCCUCAGCACGUGAUCCACUGUAUCCUCAAGGACAUGCUGGGCUUCUUCGUGCUCUCCUCGGGCCAGGAGGUCCUGGUCUACUCCAUGUGCCGGGAGGUGCACCUGCAGCACGUGCGCCAGGUGCUGCUGCGCUUCCGCCACCACCGCGUGUACUGCUCGCUGGACAGGAGCCAGUUCCACCGGCACGCGGCCGAGUUCCUGGGCUUCGUCCUGACGCCCAAGGGCGUGAAGCUCAGCAAGACCACGGUGGGCGCCAUCGUCACCUACCCGCUCCCGACCUCGCGGAGGGGCCUGCGCGGCUUCCUGCAGCUAGUGCUCCCCUACCGCCACUUCGUGGAGCGCUUCUGCGCCGUCGCCGAGCCGCUCGUGCAGCAGCUGCUGCGCGGCGACGCCGACGACUCGGCGCCCUUCUCCUGGGGCCGGGCGGAGCAGGAAGCCUUCGACGCGCUGCGGCGCGCCUUCCGCCGCGCGCCCCUGCUGCACCACCCGAAGCCCCAGAACCGCUUCUACUUGGAGACGGGCGUCUCCGGCGCGGUCCUGCACGCGGCCCUCAUCCAGGCGGACGAGCAGACCGGCCGCCGCGUCUCCUGCGCCUUCUACUCGCGCAGCAUCUCGCCCAUCGAGGUGGGCUCCUCGGCCGUGGAGAUGCGCGUGCUCGCCGUGCGCGCGGCCCUGGUGGUGUGGAGCCGCUACCUGGAGAACACCGAGGAGCCUAUCAUGAUCCUUCUCAACAGCGAGGAUCUAGCCUCUCUGAACAAUGACAGGCUCACCGUACUUCUCCCGGGGCACUGGGCCUUCUUCUUCUCCCACUUCAACUUCGACGUCAUGCCGCUGCCCGCGCGCGACCACGACGACACCGGCCAGCGCCGGCCGCCCCUGGGCUGCGCGCGCUCCCUGCUGCUCUCGGCCGCCCGGAGGUCCCAGCGGGACCCCCCUGCAGAGCCUGGCGGUGGCGGCGGAGGCCAGGAGGCGGAGGAGGAGGAGGACGCGCCGGGCCCCGAGGAGGAGGCCCGCGGGCAGAGCCUGGCGCGGGAGCUGCUGGCCAUGAUCCCCGUGCACCACAUCCUCCAGAGCUUCCUGGCCCACUUCAGCGUGGCCCAGAUCCGCGCCGUGCUGCUGCACUUCUUCCGCGGCCUGCUCUACUGGAAGAGCGUGUUGGCCCUGGCCGCCCUGCUGGUGCUGCUCAGGGCGCGCCGCCGCCUCUCGCUGCCGCCGCCCCCGCCAACGCCACCAACGCCGCCCCCGCACGCACAGCCCACCCAGCCCCCAGCCCGGCGCUCGCUGCGCCUGUUCCUGGACACGUCCCUCAUGGCGGGCAGCGGCCUGGCCACGGCCGCCGUGCAGCUGCUCACGCAGAUGCCGCCGCUCGCGGGCGCCAACGCCCUCUCGGCCCGGGAGCUGCUGGAGCUGCUCCUGGGCCCCGGCCACUGGCCACCCCACGGCCCGCUGGCCCCGGCCGCCCGGCGGGCGCUGGGCGAGCUCCUGGGCCUCCGGCCCACCCCGCGGCGCGUGGCGCCCGGCAGCCGCUCCCCGGAGCUGCACGUCGUCGGCGAUGAGGAUGUCGCCUUGCGAGAAGCCCUGCAAGACGACCUGCAACGUUACCGUCAGAGUGGCCUGCGUGACGGCCUGCAAGACAGCUCGCAGGGCGCGCAGGCCAACGACGUGCGCGAGGCGCGCGAGGCCCUGCCCGCCAGCGCCCCCGAGGCACACACCGCGCUCGCCCUCCCUCGCCCGCGCUCCCUGCUGCACCCCGAAGUCCUCGACUUCCUGGGCAUCCGCCUGCUCCACGUGCGCGGCCGCCUCCCCCUGCUCAGCCGCCAGCAGGUGGCCCAGGCCCUGAACCGCUUCCUGGCCUUGGCCCAAGCGCAGACGCCGCCCGCUCCCAGCCCGGAGGAGCUGCCCGAGCCCGAGGGCGACCCUGAGCAGGACGACGACCUGGACUGA